Paramuricea clavata is the source of this 1307-nucleotide messenger RNA. The record is from the annotation of a GenBank genome assembly. Lineage: Eukaryota; Metazoa; Cnidaria; Anthozoa; Malacalcyonacea; Plexauridae.
AUGAGUGAACCAAGCGAGGCGUGGAAGGCAGCCAAGAUACAGCGUCGAUCCGCAAAGGCUGCGUUGACAAGGCUGGGAAAAGCGCUGAAUCAUCUGUGCGAGAACGAACAAUCGGCUGAAGAGGUAAGCGAUUAUCUCAUUAAACUAAAACAAGCCUUUGAUAACGUGGUCUCAAAACACGAACUAUAUGCCAAUUUAAUUGACCAAGAUGAACAGUUUUUUAAAACUUGACAUCGAUGCAAAGUGUUAUAUAGAAAAUGUUUCUGCGAAAAUUAGCAAAAGUAGCCUUGAGAAAAACCCGCAAAAUUCCUCAGGAAUGAUUGGAAUGCAAAACACACCGAGCGAAAGUAAUACGAUGAAAACAAUAUGAUUGACAUUUCGACGCCCCAGGAAAAUCCUAGCAUUAACGAGGAAAUUUCUAUCGAAUCGGUCAACAGUCCACCUGAGUUUCUCCAAAAUAAUCUCGAAGCAAGCCAAAGCGCGUCCCAACCAGAAGUUAUUAAUGAAGCAGGACCUGCUAUAAAUUCAACCCCAUGUGGUUUCCAAAUGGAAAAACCAAAAUUGCCAAAAUGUUAUGGUGACAUGCGAGAAUAUGCAAUUUUUCACGCAGAUUUCAAGCACGCGAUCGAAUCAAGGUAUUCGAAAAGAGACGCGAUAACAAUGCUACGUACUUGUCUGAAAAAAAGCGCUUGAGCUAAUAAAGGGGAUUGGUUCAGAUUAUGACGCGGGAUGGGAAUAUUUAUAUUCAAUAUAUGGGGACCGGCGGUUUGUUUCUGACACUAUCACUCAGGACAUAGCAAAAUUUAAACCGUUAGAAGAAGGGAGAAGAUGUGCGGUUUUGCAACCUUGUUCAUUUGGUAAGACGUAGCUAUAACACGCUAAAGGAAGUUGUGCUAACAAUAAUUGAACAAAAGAUAUGCCCAGAUGAUCGGAAAGUGUGGUCAAGAGAUUUAGAAAGAGAGCGAAAACCAGCCACGCUGAAUGCCUUGAUGACGUGGAUGACGAGCGAGAUGAAGUCGCGCAUGCGUGCGACAGCUCCAGUUAGAAGUGGUUUAACAAAUCGACGCAAAAUCAAUCACUUGCACGGCGAAAUCGAAGGCGGUAAUAAGAGCAGAAACAAGUGUCGACUGUGCAACAACUCAAAUCAUUGGCCGGACCAGUGUCAAAAGUUUGCAGCAACGAGUGUCGAAGAGCGACUCGUGGCGGCGAAAGAGAAUCACGUUUGUUUCAGCUGCUUAAAGAAAGCGGGUCGAGAUCAUCGUCAAGCAAACUACAUGAAGUCGGCGAAAACAAUGCAACAAAGUUGA